Molecule: messenger RNA, 4377 nt
Organism: Parus major (Great Tit)
Lineage: Eukaryota; Metazoa; Chordata; Aves; Passeriformes; Paridae
Gene: MTERF2
Product: mitochondrial transcription termination factor 2
Exons: 2
Coding region: 901-2337 (478 amino acids)
Biological process (GO): termination of mitochondrial transcription; regulation of DNA-templated transcription
Cellular component (GO): mitochondrial matrix
Molecular function (GO): double-stranded DNA binding
Source: RefSeq, a predicted model, not a curated record
CCGCUCCCGUCACCCGGCCGCUCCCCGGGCCGUGGCCGCCGGCCCCAUCCCGCGGGAAGCGGGCGGGGGUUAUGUAAGCGUGUGCGUAGGGAGCGUCUCCUGGACCAGCGGAGCUCCCUUCCAGCCCUGACGAUUCUGUGACGCGGGCCGAGGGCUCGGUGCCGUCGGGACGUGUUGGUCAAAAGGAACCCCCGGGCAAGAGAGAGCCGCUCGGCCGUGCGGCGCUGCCGCACCCAAAGAGGCUGUCAAGCAGCAGAACGAGUUAAAAUGGUCCCUCUCGCAGCGUUAGUAAAGUCAUUACUAAAAGGUGAAUUUCUCACGCCUGUUAAUUACAGAGCUGAAACCGCCGCCUGUGUGCUGCCCGCACAGCGGGUUUCCCUGGACCUGCUCCUUGGCUGCACCGGAGGCCGACGGGGGCAUCGCACUGCCAGGAUUCAGCACAACCCUCUGGAGCCUUAACAGGGCAGCUCUAGUUGCAGGUCUGAAAAUAAACCUCCACCUGUGGAUUUCAGCUCAAAUCUACAGCUUCCAGAGUGUUCACGGACAAGUGGGUAGCAACAGCAAAAGUGGUCUUAUUAGAGAGAUAAAAGGGAGUACAGGACAAGUAAAAAGGCAGAGGAUCCAAAUCAGCAGUAAGGACCUUUCUUAACUUGGAGAAUUCCAGACAGUACUUCAAGAACUGUCAUUUUUCUUUCUCCUAAAAUAUUUUUUCUGCUAAGAUGCACAGAAAGCAGAAGUCAGCAAGAAGAGACACAGGCAUCAUAGAUUUUUUCCCUUCAUGCUCUUCUUUCCUCACUUCAAAUGACAUAAUAAACGUAGUAAUAGAAUCACAGAAUCAUUUAGGUUGGAAAAGACCUCUGAGGCCAACUUUUUACUGUCCACCACCAUCUCAGCUUGGCCAUGGCACUGAAUGCCACUUCCCCUUGUUUAUUGAACACCUCCACAGAUGGUGGCUUCAUCACCUCCCUGGACAGCUCAUUCCAAUGCUUAAAAACCCUGUCCGUGAAAAACUUCCUCAUGCUCUCCAACCUGAACCUCCCCUUGUGCAGCUUGAGGCUCUGUCCUCUCAUCCUGUCACAGCUUACCUGGGAGAAGUAUCACCACCAUCAGGCCAUACCUGAUGAUCAAGGACUGACUUCCAUGAUGUUGAGAGGAGUCGCUCACGGUGCAAAAGACACGUUCACUCUUCUGUUGACAAGAUCUCAGAGCCGUAACCCAGGACCGAAGCUUUCUUCAGUAUGGCCUGACAUAACAAACAAAAGCUUCCUAAUACAUUCCAGUUACACAAGUGAUACCAAGUCAAAAGAGGAAAAUAAAAAAACCCUUGAGAAUCUCUACAGUUUGUCAGUUGACAUAUCGAAAAUACGCAGACUGAAGGAAUGGGUCCUUCUCCAGGAUGUGGCCUAUGUUAAAGAAAUUGCUGAUAUCUUACAGGAAAUGGGAGCAGAUGAGACCACUGUAGCCAACAUUAUAGAACGCUGCCCAGAGGCAAUUCUUCACACCCCAGCAGAGAUAAACUCUCAAAGAGCUUUAUGGCAAUUAGUAUGCCAGAAUGAAAAACAGCUGAUUAAAUUAAUAGAGCAAUUUCCAGAGUCUUUUUUUACUACUGAGUAUCAGCAGAACCAGAAGGCAAACAUACUAUUUUUUCAAGAGCUGGGACUUAAGAAUAAUAUAAUCACCAGGUUCUUGACAAGUGCACCAAAUAUUUUCUAUAACCCUGUUGAGAAAAACAAAGCUGUGAUAGAGACAUUACAAAGAAAUUAUUUAAAUUUAGGGGGUUCUGAAGCAAAUAUGAAGAUAUGGAUACUGAAGCUAUUGAGCCAAAAUCCAUUUAUUUUAUUAAAUACUUCCACCACAAUCCAGGAGAACUUGGAAUUUCUCCAAAAGAAUGAUUUCACUGACCAGGAAGUCCUACAGCUGCUAUCCAAACUUAAAGGCUUCAUUUUUCAACUUAAUUCUACCACUAUGCAGAAGAGUAUGCUUUUCUCCAAAAACACCUUCAAGUGCAGUGAUCAAGAACUAAAACAACUAGUGCUGAAAUGCCCAGCCCUUCUCUACUAUUCUGUUCCAGUUUUGGAAGAAAGACUUGAAGGACUACAGAAGGAAGGAAUUUCUAUAGCACAGAUUAGAGAGACACCAAUGGUGCUGGAGUUGACAACACAAAUCGUUCAGUACCGAAUUAAAAAGCUCUCUGCAUUAGGAUAUGAUAUAAAGAGUGGAAAUCUAGAAAGCUUGAAUGGUACUAAAAAAGAUUUUGAAGUCACUUAUGGUAAGAUACAAUCAAAGAAGGAGAGACCAAUUUUUAAUCCUGUUGCUCCUCUACACAUUGAAGAUUAAUUUGAAUGCUGUACUUCAAGUUAUGCAAAAGCAAAUUAAAACGGAAGUUGGUUCUUCAAGAAGAGAUGGAAGAAGAGCAAUCUUAAUCAAGACAGUAGUCUUACAAUGUACUUUGUGCAGGAGGGGGUCUUAGGCACAACUUCAGUGUACAAUUGUAUUCUAAUGCUUUCAAAUAAUAUCAUAGAAGUUACAGUUAUGAUAAAGGUUGCCUUUUCCUAAGAGUACCUCAGAUGUGACAUUUUCUUACCUGAUGGGGCAUUAACUGCCUUAGAUUUUCAGCUCUGUCACUGCACAACACCACAGCCCGUGGUACUGAUUAGCACAAUUUUUAUCUGAGGAAGACAAAAGGAGGACUAUUAUUUUUCCAGUCGUGUUCAUCAAUCUGCUGGUUCACUGUUUUCAGGAAAUGCUCUUGGACUUCUUUUCCUUAUUGCUGAAGUAGCUUUAGCUCCUGGAUCCUGACCUGCAGCAAUUGAUUUCUUGGACAGGAAAGCCCUGUCCUAAGCACAGGGGUGGGACAUGUUUUUCUAUUCAUUGACUGCUACAGUGAGACUCUAGUAUGUUUGUGUACAAACCAUAAUGCAAAGAAGCUACAAGAUAACAACCUUUACAUUUCUGAGAUUACAAAAUUGACUUAUUUCUCAAAAGGUCUGGAACAGGAGGAAAUAUAUUUCUUGCUACUGUAUAGUCCUUAAUCUCUUCUAGCAAGGUUUGGGGACAGGAAAGGUAAGGGAGACUCAAGUCUCAAAUGAUUGUAGGAGAAAAGAAAAUGUCAUGCUUUUCUAUGAGGUGCAUCAAAACUCUAGUCUGUAAACCACUGGUGAUUAAACAUGAGUACCAGAUUUGCAAACAGCUGCAACAGUUUCUAAAUAUAUGGGUGGUACUGCUUCUCAGAUAACACCAUAUGACAAUUGGCAACAAGUGCUGGCUUUCAAAAUAGUAACUAUCAGACAGUGUUUAAGUUCUCAAGGGAUUUGAUUUCUUCUCAUUUAUGGACUGUGAAUGAUAAUAUAAAAUAGCAGCAUCACUGACAAUCAUUUCAACAGAAUUAGGAUCAUCAGUGACUUUACUUCUCAGACUUUUUAAAGUAGCUAUUCCACACAUACUCCCUCUUGACAACAGAAUAAAAACCAGCUACGCACCACCCUCACUCCAGGCAUUCUUCAACACACAUUUUGGCAGCAAGUCCAGGCCUCCGUUUCUUAAAAUGUGGUUUGUAAUUACUGAGGAAAGCUGGUAUUGAAUUACUGGUCCAGAGGGUGGGCUGCAAGAAUGAUGAUUUUAUAAAGACUGCCACAUUAUCUGCUGUGCACUGGGAAAGGGCUGGGAACACCUGGUAGGAGCAGUCUCAAGAUCUCAGCAGCUGAAGGUCUUACACUGAGCACUCUGCAGGCAAGUGCAGACGUGACAGGCGUUUCUGGGGGCAAAUACCACUCCUAACAGGAGCACGUGUGACAGUGGCAGGAAUUCAAGAAGAGGAUGUAUCACCAUCAUGAAAAAAAUCAGGCUGUGGUACCAGGCUGUGUCUAUGCUGAAUCAUUCAAAGCACGUUAUCAUUUUUUAAGAGGAAACUGGGAAGACGGCCAUAUUAAAAAUUCACAGGAACUUGCCUUUGUCACUUUCUGACUGUCCUUCUCUGCUCAGCUAUUAAGCAGACCACAAUAUUAAUCUGAAUUCAAAAGCCUCCUUCCCCUCAGACACAAAGGAGCAUGUCAGCUCUCCAAAGCUCUUACUAACACAACCUGUAACUGAUCCAGAGACCUGAUUGGUAGCUUAGGAGGAAAGGAAAAUAAGAACAGUAUUUUCCCAGAAUAUUUAAUUCUAUCAUUUCUACAGGUAUCUGUUUCUAAAAAGUUCUUCAAACAGCUUAUUCCCAUCACUUAAAUUAUUUCCAGUGGCAACAGAACAGGAAAAGGAUGUAUUUCCUUAACUAACUCAGCCUGAGUUAUCACAAACUCAUUUUGCAUUCUGAAUGUUUCAAUUUCUCUUCCCCUUUCAAAAUAAAAGCAUGAGCAGAAAUGCUCUUAUUCUCUACUACCA